UAAUCUAUUCUCAUCUAAUAUCGGUUCACGGGACAACGACGCUUUUUUCUGCUACAUUUGUUUAUUUUGUACAAAAAUGUAUUGAAUGAGUCUAAUUUCGGAGCUAGUUGUACUAUUGAACAAUUACUUAUGUGCGUGAAAAGUUAAACUUUCUCACAAGUUACAUCAAAAUGCCACUAAUAAUAGUAACUGGUAUACCAUGCAGCGGCAAAACCAUGAGAAGCCUCGAACUUAAGAAUUACUUCGAGGAGAAGUUGAAGGAUAGUACGCAAAACGUGGAGAUAAUCAGCGAGAGCAACACAAUAAUCCAAACGGGCUACAAUAAAAAUACAUAUUUUGCAGAUUCGAAAAAGGAGAAAGCUAUUAGAAGUUCAAUCAAAUCAGACAUUCAACGUAAACUAGACUCAAACAACUUAUUGAUAUUUGAUGGCAGCAAUUAUAUCAAAGGAUAUCGAUACGAAAUAUAUUGCACGACCAAAUUGUACAAAACUCCUCAGUGCACAUUGCAUUGUAAUUUGCCAAUUGACCAAGCUUGGCUUUGGAACAGUAAACGAGUUGAGUCGGAUCGAUACAACAGGGAAAUUUUUGAUUCACUUGUAUCUAGAUAUGAAGUACCAGAGACUACAAACCGAUGGGAUUGUCCACUUUUCACAAUUAUGCCUGAAGACACUUUAAUGUGUGACGAGAUUUAUUGCUAUCUCUACAAAGGCAAAUUACCAAAACCAAAUCUGAGUACUCAAAAUCCACCAUUAGCUUCCACGAAUUAUCUACACGAAUUGGAUAAUAUAACGAAAGAUGUGAUAAACGUGAUACUAUCAAUGCAACAACUGGGAAUAAACAAUGAUAUAAAAAUACCAGAUUCUAGUGUAAAUUUAGAACGCGCAACCGCACCGUCAAAACUUGCAAUGUUAAGAAGACAGUUUAUAACUUUUAGUAAAAUGCAACAAAAUGAAGUGAAUAAUAUUGCAACGUUAUUUGUACAAUAUCUCAAUAACAAUAUACGGUAAAACUGAAUUUGUAUAUCUGUAUGCGCGCGAAUGCACAUAAUAUGAUUUUAUAUACACACAUAUG
Molecule: messenger RNA, 1071 nt
Organism: Cyphomyrmex costatus
Lineage: Eukaryota; Metazoa; Arthropoda; Insecta; Hymenoptera; Formicidae
Product: protein KTI12 homolog
Exons: 5
Coding region: 171-1007 (278 amino acids)
Source: RefSeq, a predicted model, not a curated record